This is a messenger RNA of Caenorhabditis remanei, 1311 nucleotides long. RefSeq lists its product as uncharacterized. Gene Ontology annotation, biological process: nuclear envelope organization. Gene Ontology annotation, cellular component: nuclear envelope; meiotic nuclear membrane microtubule tethering complex. The record is from RefSeq and is a predicted model, not a curated record. The transcript is spliced from 5 exons. Gene Ontology annotation, molecular function: protein-membrane adaptor activity. The coding region runs from base 1 to 1311 and encodes 436 amino acids. NCBI's taxonomy places the organism in Eukaryota, Metazoa, Nematoda, Chromadorea, Rhabditida, Rhabditidae.
AUGAAAAUAAAAAUAAAAGACAGAGAUGUCGAGUCUGCGAAGGAUUCAGAACUAGCGGGCGCAUUGAUUGUUUCGGAGAAGAACCAUUCUGUGAAAAGAGCGACUCGGUGUGCUUUCAACUUUUAUCUUAACUUCUUCCAGUCUUACAACAUCGCAUCGCGACUGAACAAAAUGGAGAGCAGAGCCGAAUUCAUAUCAAUGCUGAAGUCAGAAAACGAAGAGGACAAAGAGGUCGAGAAUCCCAUCUUUUUUCAUAUCGAAACUAGAUUGAUUCAACAUGAUUCGGGAAUUCAGAAAAAUGGAGAGGAGGAGAAAGAAAUAGAAAAAAAUAGUUUCGAGGACUACUUUGGUUUUGAAAAUGGAGCAGAUUCCAAAGAAGGAGAUUACUAUGAUGAUCGUAUUAUUUUUCACAAAGUUUUACCAUCCGAGUCGGAAGAAGAGACGAUGAACACUUCAACUAAUUCUACCAAUCGAAUCAAUGCUGCAAAUGCUCUAUUCGGUGCUUUCAUAGAUGAGCGUCUUUCCUCUCCUCCAGUUUCCCCAGGAGAUGGAUUCAUGGACAAAGUUUGGGACUUCUUUGGAGCAGUUGAUGGUGGUUACGUUCUACUCGAUCGAGAAGAACUUCCCGUCAACAAAUCCUGGUGUUCUGAUGAGGAAGAUUCAAUUCUAACUAUCCAAUUAUCUCAAGACAUCAGUCCAAUUUCAAUCUCUUAUCAACAUUCGAAAUGGAAUGGAACCGUUCCAAAUGGAGCACCAAAAAGUUAUUUUGUGAUGGGAUGCUUGGAUACUCAAUGUGAGAAUAGAGUAGUACUUGGGCCCCGAUGUGAAUACAAAUCAGAUAAUCAGUCUACACAAGAACAAGAGUGUCAGGUUAAACCUCAAUGGAUGGUUUCUCAUAUCAAAGCCGUUCAAAUUCAAAUCCGCGAAAACCAUGGAAAUGUGGAGAAGACUUGUGCAUAUCUGUUUCGUGUGUAUGGAAUAAGUGACUCGACUCAGAAGGAAUUGAAGCCCGUAUCGAGGAUUCAAGACAUUUCCAUUCGUGACGAAAUGUGCUCAUAUGCCGCCAGUGAAUAUUACAGUCUUCCAUCUUUCUUCUACAAUGCUAUGAACUUCAACUGCACCAAACUCUAUUCAAACGACUGCUGCUCGUAUUGUCCUGAGUGCUGUACUGAAUGCAACAUGUCUUUGACAAAUGAGUCCGUUUUCGUUUUUGCUAUCAUCAUCUUUGGCUUCUUCGGAUUUGUCUUGCUUAUGGAAUUUCUGUUUAUUCGUGUCGCUAAGUUCCUCUGGGUUCCAGAAGAUUCUCAUUAA